AUGGGCCAAUUCUUCUCCACCCCCAACCCCCUCCUCACACCUCCCCGAUCAUCAACAACACCACCUCCCCACCCCUUCCUCCCCACCCUCGCCCUCGCAACGGCGUAUCUACACCGUGCCGCUCUCACACAAGACUCCCAAGCCUGGACCUCUUUCAGCAGAAUCCUCUUCUCCCCAACCGACCAUCAACAUGCCUUCCACCAACCACAACAUCACCUACCACCACAAACCUCUAUCGCAGACGACGUGAUGCAAGCCGAGAGAUGGCUGCUUGUCGCUAGGAAAGAACUGGCGAAGAGACCGAUCGUGGAUGCAGAGGAGUUGUUUGAGGAUGAGUUGACAGAGUACUUUGAGAGGAAAUGGGAGCAAGUUUUUGAUGUUUUGUCAGGUGUAGUUGAGUUGGAUAUAAUGGGAGAACGAAGUGAUGAUGAGCUGCUGAAGAUGCAUGAUUGGUGA
Messenger RNA from Zasmidium cellare ATCC 36951, 456 nucleotides. RefSeq lists its product as uncharacterized. The coding region runs from base 1 to 456 and encodes 151 amino acids. The transcript has 3 exons. The record is from RefSeq and is a predicted model, not a curated record. NCBI's taxonomy places the organism in Eukaryota, Fungi, Ascomycota, Dothideomycetes, Mycosphaerellales, Mycosphaerellaceae.